UUCACCUCCUCCAGUUCGAGCGUUCGUCUACAUCGCAUUCGACCAGAUACACCGAAGACACAGCAAUCGACCACCACCAAGCCGGGCUGAAGCUACUACAAGCUCCGCUCACCAGAAGUCGCCCGCACUCGACAAAAUGCCUUUCAUCACCGUGAAGGACGGCACCGAGAUCUACUACAAGGACUGGGGCAACAGAGAUGGGCCGACGGUGGUCUUCUCCCACGGGUGGCCCUUGAACGCCGACAACUGGGAAGCGCAGAUGUUCUUUCUGGCCAACCAGGGCUACCGCGUGAUUGCGCACGACCGUCGCGGCCAUGGUCGGUCCAGCCAGCCAUGGGACGGGAACGACAUGGACACAUACACCGACGACUUGCUCGCCCUCUUCGAGCACCUGGACCUCAAGGACGUCAUGAUGGUCGGCCACUCCACCGGCGGCGGAGAAGUGACUCGCUUCCUGGGCCGGCACGGCAGCAGCAGAGUCCGCAAGGCCGUCCUCGUCGCCGCGAUCCCGCCGCUGAUGCUCAAGACCGAGACCAACCCGCUGGGCCUGCCCAUGGGCGUCUUCGACGGCUUCAGGGCGGCCAUGGAGAAGGACCGCGCGCAGUUCUUCCUCGACGUGCCCUCGGGCCCGUUCUUCGGGUACAACCGCGACGGCGCGCGCGUCAGCCAGGGCCAGAUCUGGAGCUGGUGGCAGCAAGGGAUGAUGUGCGGGUUCAAGAACGCGUACGAGUGCAUCCGCGUCUUCUCCGAGACCGACAUGCGGGAGGACAUGAAGAAGAUUGACAUUCCGGUCUUGGUCAUCCACGGUGACGACGACCAGAUCGUCCCCAUCGCGGCCAGUGCCCACGAAUCGAUCAAGUUGCUGAAGAACGGAAAGUUGAAGAUCUACCCCGGCGGGGCGCACGCGCUGCCCAACACCGUCCCAGACGACAUCAACAAGGACUUGCUCGAGUUCUUCCGGGCUUAAAUUGCCGAGAAAAGACGCCGGAUUGGUGUGGCUUUCGUCCACACUUUGCCGGGGCAAACAUUCAUGCAGGAAAUGGUGCAAAGAGGAAAGAAAACACUCGUUUAUAUACUUGGGCUUUGAAGCCAACAACAAACCCCCCCUCCAACCCGGGCGGUGGCAUCAGAUAGUUUGCAGACACUCGUUACGAAAUGAC
Molecule: messenger RNA, 1160 nt
Organism: Cladophialophora immunda
Lineage: Eukaryota; Fungi; Ascomycota; Eurotiomycetes; Chaetothyriales; Herpotrichiellaceae
Exons: 3
Coding region: 137-967 (276 amino acids)
Molecular function (GO): catalytic activity
Source: RefSeq, a predicted model, not a curated record